Molecule: messenger RNA, 2130 nt
Organism: Styela clava
Lineage: Eukaryota; Metazoa; Chordata; Ascidiacea; Stolidobranchia; Styelidae
Source: RefSeq, a predicted model, not a curated record
AUGGAUAUAAAAAUCGACAAAGUUGUGGAUGUUUACAGAGAAAUUGCUGCAAUACCAACAAUUUUGGGUUGCACUAUAUGGCAAGAUGGAGAUUCUCAGUAUGGUCUUGAGAGUGUCUGGCAGCAACGUGAUCUUGAAAGAGAAGAAAACAUAAAAUAUGUGAAGUCUUGUUGCUUCAAAAUUGACGGUGAUAUUAUCAAAGAUGUAACUCAAUUUCCUCCAAAUGAGUUGACCAAAGAGCUUCUGGUAAAAUAUUCUUCUUGCAGAAACAUGAAGGCCAUAGUUAGAGAAGUAUUGGACAAGAACAAUAAGAAGGUUCAAUACAUAGAGGUAUGGGACAAGUUCAAGAAAAUUUUGAAUAUCAAUUUAAAGGAUAUUGAUAAGCAUGGUGACGUGAUCAGUAAUGAUCAAUUUGGUUCACUAGAAUGGUCAAAAAAUGGAAAGAAGAUUUUAUACAUUGCUGAAACUAAGAAACCCAAGACAAAGUCUUUUUUCAAGUCAACUAGCAAGAAAGAGGACGACUGUGAGCCUGGAAAUGAGCAUGUCAUGUACGAUUCAUGGGGUGAACAGAUGGAUGGUGCUCACAGACCUACUGUAUGUAUACUUGAUCUGUCAAAUAAAGAAAUCACAGUUUUUUCUGAUGUUAUUCCUUCGGAUGUCUCAGCGGGCCAGGCUUUUUGGCAUCAUGAUUGUGAAUCUGUUGUAUUUAUUGGAUGGAUGCAACAACCAUACAGACUUGGUCUUCGUUAUUGCCCUAUUCGUCAAUGUGCCUUGUAUUUCUUACAUACAAAUAAAAAGAUUUGCAAGACAUUGUCUGACGAUAAUCAAUCUGUUCGAUCCCCACGUUUGCAUCCUAAGGACAAUACAAUUGUGUUUGUGGAAAAUCGUGUAGGAGGGCCACACAUGCAAUGUUCUAGACUUAUGUCUCUAAACUUGCCAUCAUGGGAAGACGACUCUCAAGAACUUGCACAGCAGGAUGUCAUCAUCGAUCUUGUGAAGUCUUCCAAUUCUGAAAAUGAUUUUCCUGGUCUUUACUUUAUGAAUUUACCAAGUAAUUGUUGGAGUAUUGAUUGCAAUUAUAUUUUCUUAGCAAGUAUCUGGAGAUCUCACACUGUUGCUUUGGUUGUAGAUCUUAAGAGCAGUCAAGUGAAGCGACUGACUUCUACAGGUAAUACAUCUGUCUUAGAUGUAAAGAAUGAUGUCAUUGUUGUAAGUCAUUCUACCCCAACCAUUCCUCCAGAACUAAGAAUUGCAAAAUUUGAAAAAGAUAAAGAUAUGAAUUGGACAACUGUCGUGCAACCUUGUAAACCAAUUGAUGACAUGAAAUGGUCUGUUCAUUCAUUCAAGCCAGAAUUAGAGAAUUCACAAUAUCCUGAUGUUGAUACUGAAUAUAUUUUAUACCAGCCAAUGACACCGAAGGCAAAUAACAGAGCAUUGGUGGUAUUUCCACAUGGUGGUCCACAUUCUAACAGUUCUGCUGGUUUUAUGAACAGCAUUGUUGGCAUGUGCAAACUUGGAUUCACUGUUGUUAACAUAAAUUAUAGAGGUUCUGUUGGUUUUGGCAAUGAUGGUGUGUACUCGCUCCCAGGUAGAAUUGGGAAACAAGAUGUCAGCGAUGUUCAUCAAGUGUCGAAAAAACUAAAAAAUGAAUUGGGCCCUACUAGAGUUUUCCUGACAGGUGGAUCACACGGGGGAUUCCUAUCAUUGCAUUUAAUUUCACAAUUUCCAGAUUUUUAUUCUGCUACGGUAGUCCGAAACCCUGCUGUAAACCUUGCUCCCAAGUCUGAUUUAUCUGAUAUACCAGAUUGGUGUUAUUGUGAACGUGGGAAGGAGUUUGAUUUUGAGACAUUACCAAGUUCUGAUUCAUACUCGGCUCUGCUGGGAAUGUCUCCCAUUUUCCACAUAGAAAAAGCAAAAGCACCUGUAUUACUUAUGCUUGGAGAUUGUGAUCUGAGAGUCCCACCUUCACAAGGUAAAGGAUGGGCACAAAAAUACAGAGCUCUCGGUAAGGAAUGUAAAGUGUUGUUAUACAAAGACAAUAAUCAUCCUUUGAGCAAAGUGGAUGCUGAAGCAGAUGGAUUUGUGAAUACAAUAUUGUGGUUUCAAAAAUAUCAGAAUACUUUAAACUAA